AUUUGCAUUAUCUUUCCCAAACAACAUGGUUCAGAAUAUAGACACAAGCGCAUCAUCGCCCUCUUUCAAGCAGACGAACUUCGGAUCUCCACUACGAUCUCCUCUUCCCAGGAGAGACAGUAGAGACAUGUCGUCGCACCGCCAAUCAUUCAGCGAGCGCGGCAUUCCAAACUCUCCACGACAACGCAACCCGUCCUUGUCGCAGCAGGCCAUUCAGGACCUGAUUAACAAUCCGCCUGUCGGCCGCAAGGAUGACGCUCUUCCUAAAUUCGCUGGACGCGACUGGCGCACCAUCGCCCUAGAAGAGAUUCUGGUUCCCGACGAGGUUCGCUUCGUCGAAGUAGAUAGCACCAUUGAGGCUGCUACCAAGCUUCUGAUCGAUUCUGGUGCGCCCAAUGUCAUACUUAUCCGCCAGUCAGCCGAGUCCCGCCAGGCCAUUGGCCAAUUCGACUACGACGACCUCAACGCCUACCUCCUCCUCGUUACCGGCCUUACUCGCCCACAAGACUCGGACUAUGACCAAGUCGACAAGAUAGUAUCUCGCGCUCGUACAAACCAGCCUGUAGAGCUUGGUCACGUCAAGGACCUACUCGGCCGUAAAGAGACGCCUGCUUUUUGUGACGCCUCGGCUACCUUAUCUCGCGCUGUCGAAAUCUUUGGUGGUGGCUGCCACCGUAUUCUUGUUCGCUCGCCUGGUUCCGAAGACGUUGUCGGCAUUCUCAGUCAACUGAGAUUGGUUCGUUUCCUAUGGGAGAACAGAGCUAGCUUCCACCCAGUUGAGCAGCUACACAAUCGUUCGCUGAAAGAGCUGGAUUUGGGAAGUCAUUCGGUCAUCCAGAUCAAUGGUGACCGUCCGCUCAAGGAUGCCCUGCUUCUCAUGCACAGCGAAGGCAUCACUUCGCUGCCCGUGCUUGACAACCACAAGAACGUUAUUGGCAACAUCUCCCAUGUCGAUGUCAAACUUCUGACAAACACCUCGGCUCUCCCUCUCCUCGAUUCCUCUUGCAUCCAUUUCAUCACCGUCAUCCUCUCAGAACGCGGCAUGAACGACGGUCAGGACUCAUACCCUGUCUUCCAUGUCAACCCCACCAGCACUCUGGCCCACACAAUCGCGAAGAUUGUCGCAACCCGUUCCCAUCGUAUGUGGAUCGUUGACGCACCUUCACCUGCCUCUUCGAUCCCACCAUCUCCGCAUCUCGGUCCUUCGGUCUCGGCGCCUCCCCCUGUGCUCCAGCAGCUUUCUUCAUCGACAGCGGGCCCUCCUUACACACCAGCCACACCCAACGUCUCCGUAUCAGCAUCUGCCCUUCCCGGAGCAAAUCUUGGGGGCCACCUCAAUGGUGUCGUCAGUUUGACUGACCUGCUCAAUCUGUUCGCACGUAUGUCUGGACUCAGCCCAUUGGAUCCGGACGAGACUAGGCGUCGACGUCGCAGAAGCAGCAGCCAUUCUUCCAUGCAAGCCAGUGUUGACAGCUUCAGGAGUAGCAUGGAUAUUGGACGUACUGGCAGCCAACGCAGAUGAGCACAUCAACUCUCUGUUCUUGUGUGAUCAGCCAACACCCUCGUUUCUUGUUUCAACUUUCUAUCAUCGUUCUUGCUAUCUUUCAUGGUGUGUGCAGCGCUGGCGUUUUUAUCAUGGUGGCUUCUACAGUUUGGGCGGCACCUCAUUUAUGGUUUUCCAUUGCGGGCAUGAGAAGAGCUGGAUAUUUUCUUAGUUGGUUUGGGUCUUUUCUCCACGGCUGGGUUGCGUUUGAAAGCAGAUAGAAAUCAUAAGAACCGAAGAAUUACCAAUGACUGAACAUCUAAAUGGACAUGGUUCUGUGCAUGAUUUCAGCAGCCUUUGUGUGACGAUUGACGUGGAAUGGACGAUGAACAUAUCGAUGGUCGCGG
Molecule: messenger RNA, 1890 nt
Organism: Aureobasidium pullulans EXF-150
Lineage: Eukaryota; Fungi; Ascomycota; Dothideomycetes; Dothideales; Saccotheciaceae
Exons: 2
Coding region: 26-1522 (498 amino acids)
Molecular function (GO): protein serine/threonine phosphatase inhibitor activity
Source: RefSeq, a predicted model, not a curated record